ACUGGACUCGUAGAGACUCCCCUAUUUUGUCACCGCAGCGAGAAUCCGAAUUCGAUCCCGAGAGAGCUCUAAUGGCGGAAGAAAAUGGUGUUAACCAACCAAAGCCUUCGGUCGUACCCAACUCAUCUGAAGAAAAGCUAAAGCAACCUCAGGUGCCAGCGUUUCCUGGAUUCCUGGCCUCACCCAAUGGUGACAUUCCGAUGUAUCCUAUCAUGUACCCUGCACUUGUUCCAGGAUUAACCCCUCUGCAGAACCAGGAACAGAAUAACCAUGGUGCUGGCAUUUAUGCAGUUCCUGUUCUUCAAUACAUGGGGCCUAUGGCUGGACUUUCUACAAACACCCUUAUUCCCCUCACCUACAGUAUUCCAACAAGGACUAGUCCUCCUGAGGGUGCAGCAAUUGUUGAGGAGCAUGGACAGGAGGGACGUCCACAGCAUCCCCCACAAAGACAAAUUGUUGUCAGGAGAUUUCACUUUGCAAUUCAGCUUGACUUGUUGCUCAUACUGAAGCUGGCAGCUGUAAUUUUUGUUUUCAAUCAAGAUGGAUCGAGACAUAGACUCAUUCUUCUUGUGUUCUUUGCCUCACUAGUUUAUUUAUAUCAGACUGGAGCUCUCACGCCAAUAAUUCGGUGGCUUUCACAAGGCAUGCAGAGGGCAGGUGCGCCUCCACAACCACGAGCUGUUCUCAGGGCUGAGAAUGCCCCUGCUGCUAGGCAGGAGGAUGAGAAUGCUGCUCGCGAAGAUGUGCAACCUGGAGUGGAGAAUGAUAAUCGGCCUACAGAUGACACAAAUCAGCCUGCCGAGAACGAAAACCAGGUUGAACCUGGUGCAAGGGGAGGUGUCAACUGGUGGGGUAUUGUGAAGGAGGUCCAGAUGAUUGUUGUUGGAUUUAUCACUUCCCUUCUUCCCGGAUUUCAUAAUGUUGAUUAGUUAAUUUGUGCCACCGAAAGGUUCACACAAACACUCUGUAAUUAUUCUGUUGAUCAUGGUUCUCCUUUCUUCUACCAUCUUCUGGU
Messenger RNA from Telopea speciosissima, 1015 nucleotides. RefSeq lists its product as uncharacterized. The transcript has 5 exons. Lineage: Eukaryota; Viridiplantae; Streptophyta; Magnoliopsida; Proteales; Proteaceae. The record is from RefSeq and is a predicted model, not a curated record. Bases 72 to 929 code for a protein of 285 amino acids.